Didymodactylos carnosus is the source of this 1425-nucleotide messenger RNA. Lineage: Eukaryota; Metazoa; Rotifera; Eurotatoria; Philodinida; Philodinidae. The record is from the annotation of a GenBank genome assembly.
AUGAGUUUGAAAAAUCGAGUACAAUAUUUAUUUAAUCGCAAUACAAAUUAUGCAUUUCCCGAACACGCAUUAAAUCAAGCUGAAUCGCUAAAAUCGUUGUCAAACGAUCUCUAUACAGAUUCCGUACGUUUCAUAUACGAGUUACUACAAAAUGCAGAUGAUGCAUCAAUUAGAAAUUUAUCUGUACCACGAAAAGUUGUAAUAUCUGUUAUUGACAAGUAUUUGAUUAUUACUCAUAAUGGUUUACCCUUUAAUGAAAAAGAUCUUGACGCCUUGUGUGCUGUUGGUUGUGGAACAAAAGCAAAAGAUUAUGAAAAGACAGGAUAUAAAGGUCUUGGUUUUAAAGCCGUAUUUGGCAAAUCAGGUUAUGUUUUGAUUUAUAGCAAAGGUGAAUAUUUUCGAUUUGAUUCUUCCCAGACAUUUCAUUGGAAUGCAAACUGGUCAGAAACGCAAAACACAUGGGAAAUAGAAAAUAAUCGAAAAUUUAUUUUUCCUUGGCAAAUAGUUCCAUUAUGGACAGAAAUCAAUGAUGUACCGACAAUGGUUAAAGAUUUCAUCAGAAAUAAUCCAUGCAAGGUGGCUUAUAUCAUACUUCUUAAUAAAGUAGAAGAUGCGGAACAAGGACUAAAGCAAUUACAGAAACACUCACAUAUGCUUUUAUUUCUCAGAAAUAUAACUGAAACUCACUUUUAUUCAAAGACGUCUAGAGUCAUUUUACGUUUAGAAACAAAUACUGAUGGAACGAAAAAACUACAGUUUACUGGUGGUAUUCCUUCACAAUGGAUAAUGAAACAACUAGUGUUAGAUAUACCUGACGAAAUUUGUCAAGCGUUAUCAAACGACUUAAAUAUACCAGAGAAGCUGAAAUUGGUCCGAAAAACUGAAAUAUCUUUUGCUGCAAAGUAUGAAGGCACAAAUAAAAUACAAAAAUUAGACGAAAACGAAAGUGUUCUGUUUUGUUACAUACCAACAACAAUUUCUCAAUAUAAGUUUCCAUUACUUGUUAAUGCUAAUUUUCUUACUACUGUUAAUAGAGAACAACUUCAUACAGAUUCGACUUGGAAUCAAUGGUUAUUCAAACAAAUACCGAAAGAAAUAUUCAAAUGGAUAAGUGACUUAGCGCUUGAAAAAUGGCAACAGCAUGCAUAUAAACUAGUACCUAAUAAACUAACUCUGAAUGAUACAUUAGUGAAAAGAUAUAAUGAAAGUUGCGAACAAGGUAUGAAACAGAUAAAAUUUAUCAUGAAUAAUCAACGAUCUCCAUUAUUUUUGUCUGUUGAUGAGGCGAUUAUUGAUCUGACAUCAUUAUCAAAAGAACCGUUUGUUGGUAGUGAUCGAAUUCGAUUAAAUUGGGCAUUAAAAAGUUUGACUGGAACAAUUGUAUUCAGUUAUUUAAAAGGGGUAAUCUUUGUCGACUAUCAUUAG